Messenger RNA from Yarrowia lipolytica CLIB122, 1308 nucleotides. RefSeq lists its product as uncharacterized. Gene Ontology annotation, biological process: zinc ion transmembrane transport. Gene Ontology annotation, molecular function: zinc ion transmembrane transporter activity. The record is from RefSeq and is a predicted model, not a curated record. Gene Ontology annotation, cellular component: plasma membrane. Lineage: Eukaryota; Fungi; Ascomycota; Dipodascomycetes; Dipodascales.
AUGAAAACUUCACAUAUCACCGUGGCUUUGUUGGCUGCUGUUGCUACUGCUGCCACCAUCCGAGUUGACUCCGGCAAUGCCGUCACCCUCGAUAUUGUGAAACGUCACGGAGACCACUCUGUGCCCCAUAGCCAUGGAGACGACGAAGACGAACAUGACCACGACCACGACCACGACCACGAGGGACAUGAUCAUGGCGAGGAACUUACAGCUGAAGAAAAGGCUGCUGCUAAGGCUGCCAAACUCGCCGAGAGAUGUAAGACUCCCGACCGAGAUCUCAACAUUAAGUAUCGAAUCGGUGCUCUGUUUGCCAUGAUGGGCAUGUCUGCCCUGGGAGUGCUUCCUCCUGUUUUGAUGAACUCUUUCUUCAAGGUUUCUAUCAAGUCUCUGCCCCUGACCUUCCUCAAGCAGUUUGGUACUGGCGUUGUUAUUUCCACAGCUAUCAUCCAUCUCAUGUUUGGAGCCGUUCUGCAGUUCAUGGACAACCCUUGUCUUGGAGAGCUUUCUUACGAGCCUACUGGACCUGCCUUUGUGCUUGCUGGUCUGUUUCUUGCAUUUGUCAUCGAAUACACAUUCACUAAACUGCUUGAAAAACGAUCAGAUCACCUCACUGCUCCCCACGCUCACGGCCACUCUCACUCCGACAGCAACUCUGAUCUUGAGAAAACUGGACCCGACGUGACCGAAAACACCCUCCACAUCUCUCCCUCGGCAGCUGCUGCUGCUCCUGGAACCACCCACGCCCAUGGAGACGGAAACACCCACGGACACAACCACUCUGGCGAGAUUUCUGGUGGUCAUGGAGGCCACUGUCUCAUUGAUCCUACUGACAAGGUCUCUGUCAUGAUCAUGGAGUCCGGUAUCAUCUUCCACUCCAUUCUCAUUGGUGUCACUUUGGUCCUGGCCCCUAACUCCAACUUCACAACCCUCUUCAUUGCCAUUCUGUUCCACCAGAUGUUUGAGGGAGUUGGCCUGGGUUCUCGAAUCGCCGGCCUUGUCAACACAAAGCUGCUCUUGAAGCUGCUCAUGUGUCUCUUCUUUAUUCUUAUCACUCCCAUCGGUAUGGCCAUUGGUCUCGGAGUUAUUGAUGUCUACAAUGGCUCUGGAAGCAAGACCACCAUCUGGGUGCUCGGAGUGCUUAACGGUCUCUCUGCCGGUGUGCUUCUAUGGGCUGGUGUAGUCGAAAUGCUGGCAUUCGACUGGCUCUUUGGAGACCUGGUUCAUACCACAAAGCGACGAACCAUCGUGGCCUUUGCCGGACUUGUGGCCGGUCUUAUUCUCAUGUCUCUGAUUGGAAAGUGGGCGUAA